GUGGACAAAUAUAUAAUCAAGAAGAAACUGAUUCGUGAAAGACUUUUGACUCUCUCUUUCUCUCUCUCAGUGGCAAUGUCUUCAGCAGCAAACUCUUCCACUCAAAUUCAAAGAUCUCUCAAGUACCGUCUCCGAAAGGGAGAAAAUCUUUACGGCUUGUUUCUCCUCCCACUCUCGCCGGAGAUCGCCGAGAUUGCUGCGUUCUCAGGAUAUGACUUCAUCAUCAUAGAUCUGGAGCAUGGAGCAGGCGGAAUUCGCGAGGCACUCAACUGCAUCCGCGCCAUUGAAGCCGCAGGUUGCUCAGCUGUUAUUCGUGUCCCUGACAUUAGUCAGGCUUGGGCCAAAAAGGCAUUGGAUCUCGGAGCCGGCGGGAUCAUGUUUCCGAUGGUGGAGAAUGGACGAUCUGCUUCUAACGCAGUGUCUUUUUGCCGGUACCGUCCUGAUGGCGUCCUGAUGGUGUUCGGGGAGCGUGUACACCGUCGUGAGGGACUCCAAGUUCGGGUGAAGUCAGCGAUGAGGACGGCGGAGACAGCGGUGCUGGCUUCUGAUCAGGUGAACGGAGGAUCUUAUUUGGCAGGGAUGGCUACGGCUCAGGACACCGCCUUGGAUCUCUGGUCACGUGGGUACCAAAUUGUUCUCGGUUCAGCUGACGUCUCCUUGUUCAAGAAGGCUGCCGUUGAUGACGUCAAGGCCAAUAAGAAGGCUGUGGUUAAUGUCAAAGGGGUUUAG
Molecule: messenger RNA, 729 nt
Organism: Eruca vesicaria subsp. sativa (arugula)
Lineage: Eukaryota; Viridiplantae; Streptophyta; Magnoliopsida; Brassicales; Brassicaceae
Source: the annotation of a GenBank genome assembly